UCAUUUGAUAUUCCGCAAUUGCUGACACAAUACAGUCUGUGUGAAACACACGGUACCAACGCCUUUGACUCGGCUCACACUACAAGGUCGCCUGUGACAAUCGAAAACAUUGGAUUUUCCACCAAUUCUCAUGUCAUUAAAGUCUAAAAUUCAAUCGGAUCGUUCUCAACGUCAGCAUUUUAUUUGCCUGUAUCAUUCUAGACUAAUUUCUGACAUUUUUGGUGUUCGCGUUCAGUCGUGUUUUGUUUCUCGUAGACAAUCGUUUUCACAGUGAAAUCUCAGGUAGUUUUAUCGUAACAAUAAUGUCGCUUUGUCCUCUAUUUGUUCUCUUGGCACGUCAUUUAAUAUUUAACGUUUUAUUCUUACAAGUUGUGUAAAUAAAAAAAUGUAGGCUAUCAUUGGAAUUGCGCUUCGAGUUGUGUUUUUUUUUUAAUAUGUCAGCAAAGCCUAAUAGUGUCUUGUGAUGUGUUUGUUUUUAGUUAAUUCGCCCGUGUCAUGCUUAAUUCUGUAGUUGAAGGGCUGAAGGAGUCUUACCAAGAUUAGUUUUCGACUAAAUUUUCAGUUUGUUCAGGUUUUACGUCGUAAAGAUUACGACAGAUGAUAAACUGUGAUGUAUUAUUCAUUGACCUUGUAGUGCAGAAGUAUGGUAGCAUCAUACGAACCUCUCAUCUCAUAUCAUAGGUUCAUAUAUUUAAUUUACGCUUUUUCAAAGUUGUCGUCAAGUGAUCACGUACUGUUUUAUUCGUGUGCCCCUCAAAUUGACAGCACAAGAAGCUUAUAAACUAAUUUACAUGUAAAACAAUAUAUCAAUCGUUGCAGACGUUUCUGUUGUUAAAAUAGAAACCACAGAAUUGCGAAUAUUUUGGAAGUCUGCAUAUAUUUCCUCAGAUACGAAUUAUAAUAAUACAUCGCUAAUGGGCCUUACGUGUUCAAUUGCAACACAGAAAAGAUGCUAAUCGACACAAUGUGACACAGCGUUAGUGGAAUUCUUAAUGCCAAAUUAUUUUUAACAUCAUAAGUAGCGAAAUUUGCUUAUCCUGUCACAAUUCAACCUUGGCUGAUUGGAAAUUAACCGUUGUGACAUUAUGACAUUUAAGCCCACUGAAUUUCUCGCCGGAUCUUCUCAGUGGGUCGCGUUUCCGAUCCGGUGGUAGAUUCUGCGAAGCAUUACUCUUGCUAGGGCCAGUGUUAGCAACACUCCCAGUUUGAGACCCGUGAGCUCACCUACACAUCAAGGAGAAGCUGAAAUAGCCUCUCAAGGAUAUCAGCAUAGGUAGGAAAAUAAAUAAAAAAUGACAUUUGGAUAAUGCAUCAUAAUCACGAUUACGAACAAUAUCUGAAUUAAUAUUCUGCUAAGAAAUCAAGGAACGAACACGCAGCAGCGCUUUGAGCAAGCCGGAUGGUCAAUAAAAAAUCUCAGUCAAUAAAAUUACAACCACGCGAUACAUGUCUAUGAAUAGAAGUGCGUUGUUUGUUUACCACUUGUUAUCGCGUUUACUUGAGACGACGGCCGUGGGAGGAAUCCGACGGUUUCUGAACAUAUGUGAUUCAUGUGCCACCGGGCGCGCUCAUAGAAACAUCGAUAAACGAUCCGCGCGAAUAUGACCAAAGUGAAGUACAGACGGACGAAGUGCAAAGGAAAAUUUCAUCAUUUUUGUCGAAGUUUAAGAGGGGCGGUGUGUGAGUGUCGCACCGCCAUGUCGCACCACAGCGACGAGCAUGCGUUGCUCACAACCACUUCCGACUCGUUCUGGGAGCCUGGUAACUACAAGAGGACCACCAAGAGAGUAGACGAUGGACAUCGACUGUGCAGCGAACUUCAAACCCUGGUCCAAGAGCGUGCCGAUAUCGAGAAAGCGUACGCGAAAAGCCUCAGAGGAUGGGCUAAGAAAUGGAAUGAUUUGAUCGAAAAGGGACCAGAAUACGGCACAAUGGAAGCUGCUUGGAAGGGUAGCAUGGUGGAAGCGGAACGACUUUCAGACCUCCACCUCAGCGUCAGGGAUAGGCUGGUGAACGACGUUAUGGCACAGAUAAAGAACUGGCAGAAGGAAACUUAUCAUAAGUCAAUGAUUCAACUAAAAGAACGCAAGGAAAUGGAUGAAGCAUUCAAGAAGGCCCAGAAACCAUGGUCGAAAUUACUUCAGAAGGUUGAACGCGCCAGGCUAGAGUACCACACGGCUUGCAAACAAGAAAGAACAGCGCAGAAUCAGGAAAGAAACGCCAGCGGAGACAGCUCUUUUAGUCCAGAUCAAGUCAAGAAAAUGGCAGAUCGUGUAUCGAAAUGUCGCGACGAAGUGUCAAAGAACCGAGAAAAAUACCAGACAGCUCUAGCCGAGAUCACGGCGUACAACCCUCGAUACAUAGAGGACAUGACUUCAGUAUUCGAUAGGUGCCAACAGAUGGAAGCGCAGCGAUUGAAAUUCUUCAAAGAUGUGCUGUUUAGCUUCCACAAAUGCCUCAACAUAAGUCAAGAACCGAGCUUACCGCAAAUCUACGAAGAGUUCCACCACACGAUCAACAACGCAGACAGCCAGAAGGACCUCAAGUGGUGGGCCAACAACCACGGGGUCAAUAUGGCGAUGGCCUGGCCGCAGUUCGAGGAGUUACCGCCAAUAACGAAUAACAAGACGAACAAAAGUAACAAUCACUCGGAGCCCCCCGCGCCCGCGCCCGCUGCCCCACCCCUCUCCAACAACACCACCGCCAACAACACCAUAGACAAGAAGACUAUCAGCGCCCCCAUCGCCGUCACUAACGGCACGGCGGGCGGCCCGAAGUCGAACAAGUCGUCGCCCGCGCGGGAGGGCGCCGACAACCCGUUCGAGGAGGAGGAGUGGGACGGGGACGGGGAGGGGGGCGCGCUCACGGACUCCGGCGAGCCCGGCCUGCCCGUGCGCGCGCUCUACGACUACACCGGCGCAGAGAGCGACGAGCUCUCCUUCCGGCAGGGAGACCUGUUUGAGAAGUUGGAGGAUGAAGACGAGCAGGGCUGGUGCAAGGGACGCAAGGACGGGCGCGUGGGGCUCUACCCGGCCAACUACGUGGAGCCCGUGGGCCACUAGCGCCGCCGCCCGCACGAGUCCCAGCACGACUGAAUAUAUUAUCUAAAUAUUAUAAAUAUAUCAGAAUUUUCAUCAACAUCGUAAACUGAAUUACUUGUAGAUUUUUUUUAAGAGAAAAUCUUCAAUUGGAAUCGUUUACAUUAAAUUUUAUUUAUAUUUAUCGAGAACAGCGCGUCGUAUUGUCUAUUAUUAUUCAUAGCAACAUUUGGAUUCACGAAUACAUACAUACACGAGUACAUAAUUAAUUUAUUAGCGAGUCGCGAAUUAGUCAUUAAAGUACAGGAGGACAUUUGUAUGAGCAGUCUAGUACGAGCGACUCUACGCUUCGUCGAAUCAUAUAUCAUCCAUUUGUGAUAUAUUUGAAAUGUAAAUGUGCAGCGAAAUAUUUCUAUAAAAUUUACCAAUCGAUAAAAAAUAUAUUGUUUCAAUACAAGAUAUUCCUCGCUAUUGUAGGAUAUUUAUACAAUUUUCAAUAAUUUUUAGUGACGUGCCGUAUUCUUGUAGUGUGUUAUAUCGAUGUGGUUUGAGUAGAUUCAAAUCGAUGAUGCGUAUAAAAUGAAAUAUGUGAAAUAAUUUUUUAAGGUAGCGAAGCGGGUUACUCGGCUUCGUUUUCGAUUUAUGAAUAAUUAAUUGACUUAGAACGUAUAUUUUUGGAUAAAAAUUGUUAGCUACAAUUUGCACGUAAACCAAAAAAAAUGUUUAUUUGUGUUAGUGACAUUGUAUUAUUGUUUCUAUGAACUUUGUUAACUGAAUAACAUUGUCGAACAAAGCUUGAGAAUAACUAGUUGGACACCACUGCCUUUGUCGGGCACAUUCAAUUUAGCUAAGCCAAAAAUUGUAGGCCAAUAUAUAAAUAUAUCGUAAUAGGCAAACCAAACGUUUAGAUGGCAAUGGGAUUAUACAUAUAUAUAUUUUGUGAUAUAAGCUCCUGUCGGUGGGUGUCGUUGUCUGUAGGUGUGGUUGUGUACAUACACGCUUUUAAUGAUGUAAUACUUGUCGUGAAUGUAUAGAGUAUUUAUUUCCCAUUGUAUAUAAUGUGUAAUUUAUGUGAGAAUUUAAAUUUGGUUAAUAUCGAUAGUGUUGAUUGGAAUAUAUCGUAGUUUUUUUUUUUUAGUUAAAGCUUUUUAUGGACGCAACGUUAUAAAGAUGCGUUGUUUUAACAAAGGAAAAUGUUUUAAAGCAAUUUUUAUUCGUGGCUCGAUAGCUAUCGAUAUAAAUCAACUCUAGUAUUAAUAAUAUUACGAUAGGGCGCAUAAAACAUUAAUGACUGAUUAUUGGCCUAGUGGUUUUUGACGGCUCGAUUUAAGCUUCCAUUUUGGCUGCCGGUUCUCAUUCUAAGGUGCUACUCCCACGUCUCCCGCACCAGCGCAGACAUGUGCACUGUAUCCCAACUAAAUAUGCCACUACCGCAUUUUAGGCUACAUUUGACGCAAAUAUGAAAUUGCCAAAUAGAGCAUUUACGAAAAGAAGUUUUGCACGACGCAAGCGCCCUCUCGUCAUUAGUUUUAAAAAAUAUCAUUAAUAUAUUACGAAGAUGUUUACCUUUAUUUUUCUUUUUCCUUUUGUACCUCGUUAUAUUGUUGUAAUGUGAUUAUGACGGGGAGUCAUACAUAGUCACGAGGCUGAAUCCGAACACCUCCUAGACUACUUGUAUCGCGUUAGUAGCGACUUGUUUAUAUUAAAUAACAUUGUUAUAGGUUCAGCAACCUUUUGUGAAAAUUAUUUGUAUUAUAUUAUUAUUAUCAGAGAGGUGGUUCUGGACCACUUAUGUUAAUAUAUUAAUAAUAUUGGUAAUUAAAUUGUUACAUAUGUGA
Messenger RNA from Bombyx mori (domestic silkworm), 4876 nucleotides. It is a transcript of the gene Synd, whose product is annotated as protein kinase C and casein kinase substrate in neurons protein 1. The record is from RefSeq and is a predicted model, not a curated record. Gene Ontology annotation, molecular function: protein binding; phospholipid binding. Gene Ontology annotation, cellular component: plasma membrane; endosome; cytoplasm. The transcript has 10 exons. The coding region runs from base 1602 to 3062 and encodes 486 amino acids. NCBI's taxonomy places the organism in Eukaryota, Metazoa, Arthropoda, Insecta, Lepidoptera, Bombycidae. Gene Ontology annotation, biological process: plasma membrane tubulation; regulation of endocytosis; cytoskeleton organization.